AUGUCCAGCAGACUUCAAGUGUAUCAACUACUGAGCCACUACAUUCAGGAACAUAGCAGUGCAGUACACUUACUAUCGUUCCAUGCCUCCUGCUACCAUCUCUGGGUUUCGACUUUUUGUUGUAUCAAACGGGGCUGUGCUUCUCAAGUGGGAACGAUUAUUUGGUUUCUUCUUUAUGUGCUCCCGUGGGCACUGGCUGCUAUGAAUCCAUCCCGAUGGGCGCAGAUUGUCCUUAGUAGCGCAAUAUAUUCAGCCGUAAUUCCUCACUUUAUUUGGGCAAUUAUGCAAGUUGUGCGCAUCUCCAGGAUGCACGGCAGGCGAGCACUACUUAAGUCUGCUGCUAUCAAUGGUUUACUAACCAUUCUGCUUCUAUUUAAUCCGACGAUUCCUUUUAAGCCAGACUAUGGACUAGCCAUUCAGAGAGCCUUCCCCCUCGUACCCUUUAGAAACGCACUUCUCCCCAUAACACUUCCGGGUGCGCUCCCCUUGGAGAUGCCUCUCUACGUCCACAUCUCUUACAUUUUGAUAGGAGGAAUAGUCAUUCCCGUGAUGGUUCACAUUUACUUGCUAUAUUUAGUGGCAUUUGUCAUUGCUAUCUAUAGACUUUGCUGUUCGUGCACUGCCAAAAAACCAGGAGAUCAGGAUGCACCGAUCAAGAGCUGUGUUGAUACUGAUGUAGAUUGA
Giardia duodenalis is the source of this 684-nucleotide messenger RNA. RefSeq lists its product as uncharacterized. Lineage: Eukaryota; Fornicata; Diplomonadida; Hexamitidae. The transcript has a single exon. The record is from RefSeq and is a predicted model, not a curated record. The coding region runs from base 1 to 684 and encodes 227 amino acids.